AUGGCCUCCAUCGGCACUCUCUACACCUUGCCCACCCAGGGGUCAGGCCAGCGCAUUCGCGCCGUUGCCGCGCUCAACGGACUUCAGGUGGACUUGCCUGAAGGUUACGUCCAUCACCAGGACAACGACAAGCCUGAGUUUCGGGCCAAGUUUCCACAUGGGAAGAUUCCCGCGCUCGAUGGCGCAGAUGGCUUCAAACUCUUCGAAUCGACCGCGAUCGCGCGUUACAUUGCUGGUCUUGCUCCCAACUCCACUCUGCUGGGCUCUGACCUGAAGGAGUCCGCUCUUGUGGAUCAGUGGGUCUCGUUCGCCGACAGCGAGAUCGCCGCAAACACGACCUUCAUCUACCAGCUUGUAAAGGGCGCCUUUGGCACUUACGUUAAGCCGAUCCACAACACUUUCAUUGAGCGCCAAAUCCGGGCUCUCAAAACCCUCGAGGCGCACCUCUCCACGCGUACUUUCCUUGUCGGCGAGCGCAUCACGCUCGCCGAUAUUAGCGUGGCCUCCGUCAUCAAACGCGCUGCCAUGGUGGACCUCGACGCGUCCCUCCGCGCGAAGUUCCCUAACGUCAUGCGCCACUGCGAGACUGUCGUCAACCAGCCCAAGUUGAAGGACAUCUUCGGCCCGAUGCAGUCCAUCGACAAGGCGCUCACGUAUGUCCCUCCCCCCAAGGAAAAGAAGUAG
Trametes versicolor FP-101664 SS1 is the source of this 684-nucleotide messenger RNA. RefSeq names its product glutathione S-transferase C-terminal-like protein. The coding region runs from base 1 to 684 and encodes 227 amino acids. The record is from RefSeq and is a predicted model, not a curated record. Gene Ontology annotation, cellular component: nucleus; cytoplasm. Lineage: Eukaryota; Fungi; Basidiomycota; Agaricomycetes; Polyporales; Polyporaceae. The transcript is spliced from 4 exons. Gene Ontology annotation, biological process: translational elongation.